AUGGGUUUAAGGGUGAUACCGGUUGAUGUGUAUAAAUUUGAAGUGGAUGAAGAUGAUGAAACAUACGUGGUUAACCUACAAACUAUGAAAUGCAAUUGCUACAAGUGGAAUUUAUUAGAAAUACCAUGUACACAAGCAAUGGCUUGUAUCUCGAGAAGGAAAUUAGAUUUUGUUCCUUAUGUCAAUGAAGCAUAUUAUGUAAGUACGCAUGUUAAAACAUAUUCUCCAAUAUUUCAUGGUAUGCCUGGGCAUAAACAAUGGUCAUCAAGUACAGUAGCUAGGCCUCUUCCUACACCUUUUAGAAAUAUGCCAGGGAGGCCGUCAAAGAAGAAAAGAAAGCCAGAAGCUGAUGAGGGUAGGGAUGGUAAAAAGAAAAAGGAAAUUUUGGUUAGUAGGGGAAAGAAGAAUAAAUGUGCAAAUUGUGGUAACUUCGGGCAUUACAAGAAAACUUGUAAGAAUCCACCUAAGCCUACUACAAGCGCACCGAAUGCCAAGGUAGGUAGACUAAGUAAAAGGUCUGACAGGAAUCAAUCUAGGCUUUCUCUCAUUUCCAGUCAACAAUCAAGCAUUUCCAAUCAACUUUGCGAUUAA
Molecule: messenger RNA, 591 nt
Organism: Amaranthus tricolor (Joseph's coat)
Lineage: Eukaryota; Viridiplantae; Streptophyta; Magnoliopsida; Caryophyllales; Amaranthaceae
Exons: 1
Coding region: 1-591 (196 amino acids)
Molecular function (GO): zinc ion binding; nucleic acid binding
Source: RefSeq, a predicted model, not a curated record